Kazachstania africana CBS 2517 is the source of this 1836-nucleotide messenger RNA. RefSeq lists its product as uncharacterized. The coding region runs from base 1 to 1836 and encodes 611 amino acids. Gene Ontology annotation, molecular function: syntaxin binding; SNAP receptor activity. Lineage: Eukaryota; Fungi; Ascomycota; Saccharomycetes; Saccharomycetales; Saccharomycetaceae. Gene Ontology annotation, cellular component: SNARE complex; plasma membrane. The record is from RefSeq and is a predicted model, not a curated record. Gene Ontology annotation, biological process: vesicle fusion; exocytosis. The transcript has a single exon.
AUGGGACUUAAGAAAUUUUUGAAGAUCAAGCCACCAAAAGAGGCUACAGUGGAAGAAAAUAGGCAAAAUUUGAUGGAUCUAGGUAUAUCUGUCAAAAACCCAAAUAAAAAGAAAACUACGCGUUUUGAUGCCUAUGGUAAGUUUGCAAAUGACAGACGAACUGACAGGUCGUAUGCACCAGAAGGUUAUGCACCAUCUGAAAUAGAUUUGAAUAAGUCUGAACUGGACAGCGUCUCAAAUUUUGAUGAGGUACCACAGGACCUCAAGCUACAGACGCACAAGCAUGAUUCCAGUAGGGAAAAUAGUAAAGAGCCAACUAGGGUACAGACAACCUACGACCCAUUUGCCGUGAAUACAGAUGUAGAAAGCUUUGCUUCAAAUCCUUAUACCAGCUUUAAGACAAAUAUGAUGAAAAGCAACGACACUAAUAAAAACGUAUCGAAUGCUGAAAGGACGGCCAUUCGAUCUCAAGACCCAUAUUCAAUGUCUGAUAGAAGAACAGCUCCAUCUCAAGAUCCAUAUUCAAUGCCUGACAGGAGGACGACUGUACCUCAGCAGAAAGCAUAUAACUAUGGUGGUAAUUCAUCGGUAUCAACCAACAAUGAUCCAUAUCGAAUCAAUUCUUUUUCUGAAGCUAGAAAUAAUGUAUAUCAGAACAGAAUUACACCAACGGCUUCCAGAGAUAAUUCUCCAGCACCGACUAAGAACCCAUAUAGUAGUAUGAGUUCUAGUAGAUCAAAUCCAUAUAGCAAUUUAAACGCUGCUAAUUUCACUGCAAAUCCAUAUGGUGAUUCCUCCUCUUACAAAGAUGCCAAUGUAUAUGAUAAUUCUAACUCAUCUCAAAAUGUAUACGUGAAAAAGCAGGACAAUAUCUCAUUGAACCUAAAUGCAACCCAAUCAGAAUUAUUUGGAAGUAGAAACGAUACGAGGACGCCAAUGUCAUCAUUCAACUAUGAUCCAGACGAUGAUUUAAAUAACGUAAUAGAUGAGUAUAACUAUGACUCUCAAUCAAUGCAGCAGCAGCAACAAUUACAAGAACAAGAGACAUUUGAUCUUAACCAAGAACCUGAAGUACAAGAAUAUGAUAACAAAGGCUACGUUACAUUUGAUGACAUGAACAAUAUACAGCAGGAGCAAGAAGAUGAAGAAAUUGAUCAAAUCAAACAGGAGAUUAGAUUUGUCAAGCAAAGUUCGCUGGCAUCCACCAAAAACACAUUGAAGAUGGCAAUGGACGCAGAAAAAGCCGGUAUGAAUACACUAGGUUUAUUAGGGCAUCAGAGUGAAAAGCUGAAUACCAUUGAAACUAAUCUUGAUCUGAUUAAAGUUCAGAAUGUGACUGCAGAAGAUAAAGUUAGUGAGCUUGAAAAAUUAAAUAGAAGUAUUUUUGCCGUUCAUGUUGGUAAUCCAUUCAAUUCUAGAAGAAGACGUAGAGAGAAGGAGGACACCUUGAGAAAUAGAAAAAUUCAAGAAAAUUUUAUGAUUGAAGAAACUAAUAAAAGUCUUUAUGCUUCCACACACAGAAUCGAAAAUGCAAUGAAUGGUACCGAUAAAUCAGCAUCAUCAUCUAUGCAACAAAAAUACAAAAGGGAUGAAAUUUUACAAAGGGCCAAAGCAUAUCAAUUUGAAAAUGACGAAGAAGAUGACGACGUUGAAAUUGAAAUUGAUAGGAAUCUGGACAAGAUAAAACAAGUUAGUGGGAGACUAAGAAAAUUGGCUAUUGCUGCGGGUGAUGAGGUCGAUGCACAAAGAAGCCGUUUGAUGAAGAUUGAAGAGGGCACCGAGUCUUUAGAUAUCAAGCUUCACAUGAAUUCGACAAGGCUGGCCAAUAUAAAAUAA